Molecule: messenger RNA, 2796 nt
Organism: Hibiscus syriacus
Lineage: Eukaryota; Viridiplantae; Streptophyta; Magnoliopsida; Malvales; Malvaceae
Product: hornerin-like
Exons: 4
Coding region: 1-2796 (931 amino acids)
Source: RefSeq, a predicted model, not a curated record
AUGGCACUACUACAGAUUCUAAUGAUUCUAAGGGUUCUGGUGAAUCUUCACAAUUCCGUUCAUUCAGCUUCACAUUCUGCUUCUUUUAAUCAUUCUGCUUCUUUUGAAGGUUCUGGCUCUUCCGUGGAUUCUAACAAGUCUAAUGAUUCCAAUUCUGCUACGAAUUCUAAAGGUUCUGACUCUUCUAUAGAUUCAAACAAUUCAAAGGAUUCCAAUUCUAUAGGGACUUCCCGAUCUUCAUUAGGUUCCGGGUUAGCAGAUUCCUUUGAAAGUUCUGGUUCAUCAUUAAUUUCUAACGAUUCUAAGGGUUCUGGCUCAUCCUUACAUGUAAGUUCUGCAACUCGCGCUGGUGCUACGGGUCAUGGCUCUUCAUCUUUCUCACAUUCAAGUUCAGCUUCAGGAUCAUCCUCACAUUCUAGUUCAUUUUUACAUAAUGUGCCUUCUGACGGUUUUGGCUCUUCAGCAGAUUCUAACAAGUCCAAGAAUUUCGAUUCUGCUACGAUGUCUAAAGGUUCUGGAUCUUCCUCACAUUCAAAUAAUUCAAAGGAUUCCGGUUCUACUGAGACUUCCCAGUCUUCAUUAGGUUCUGAGGCUUUGAAUUCCUCUACGACUUCUAGUUCAUCAUCAGCUUCUAACGGUUCUAAGGAUUUUGGCUCAUCCUCACGAUCUAGCUCCGCAACUCACGUUAGUGCUACAAGUCAUGGCUCUUCAUCGUUCUCACAUUCCAAUUCUACAGGAACAAAUUCCCAGUUUCCACUAGGUUCUGGGGAAACAAAUUCCUCUAAAAGUUCUGGUUCAUCAUCAACUUCUAACGAUUCUAAGGGUUCUGGCUUAUCCUCAAAUUCCAUUUCUGAAACUCACAUUGGUGCUACGAGUCAUGGCUCUUCAUCUUUCUCACGUUCAAGUUUAGCUUCAGGAUCAUCCUCACAUUUCGCUUCUUCUGAAGGUUCUGGCUCUUUCACGGAUUUUAACAAGUCAAACGGUUCUGGUUCUGCUAUGAUGUCUAAAGGUUUUUACUCUUCCGUAGAUUUAAACAAGUCAAAAGAUUCCAAUUCUACAGGGACUUCCCAGUCUUCAUCAGGUUUUGGGGCUACAAAUUCCUCUGAAGGUUCUGGCUCAUCAUCGGCUUCUAGCAAUUUUAAUGGUUUUGGCUCAUCUUCAUAUUUUAGUUCUGCAACUCACGCUGGUGCUACGAGUCAUGGUUCUUCAUCUUUCUCACAUUCAAGUUCAGCUUCAGGAUUAUCCUCACAUUCCGAUUCAGUUUUACAUAACGCUUCUUCUGAAGGUUUUGGCUCUUCCGCGGAUUCUAACAAGUCUAAUGAUUCCAAUUUUGCUACGAUGUCUAAAGGUUAUGGGUCUUCCUUGGAUUCAAACAAUUCAAAGGAUUCCGGUUCUGCUAAGACUUCCCAGUCUUCAUUAGGUUUUGGGGCUUCGAAUUCCUCUGCAAGAUCUGGUUCAUCAUUAGCUUCUAGUGAAUCUAAGGGUUCAGGAAUAUCCUCACAUUCCAGUUCGACAACUCAUGUUGGUACUACAAGUCAUGGCUCUUCAUCUUUCUCACAUUCAGGUUUAGCUUUAGGAUCAUCCUCACAUUCCGGUUCAUUUUCACAUUCUGCUUCUUUUGAGGGUUCAAACAAUUCAGAGGAUUCCGGUUUUACUGAGACUUCCCCAUCUCCAUUAGGUUUUGUGGCUUCACAUUCUUCUACAAGUUCUGGUUCAUCAUUAGCUUCUAGUAAUUCUAAGGUUUCUGACUCAUCCUCACAUUCUAGUUCCGGAACUCACGAUGGUGCUAUGAGUCAUGGCUCUUCAUCUUUCUUACAUUCAAGUUCUGCUUCAGGAUCAUCCUCACAUUCCAAUUUAUUUUCACAUUCAGCUUCUUCUGAAGGUUAUGGGUCUUCAAUAGAUUCAAACAACUCAAAGGAUUAUGGUUCUACAGAUACUUACCAAUCUUUAGUAGGUUCUGGGGCUUCAAAUUUCUCUCAAAGUUCUGGUUUAUCAUCAGCUUCUAGUGAUUCUAAGGGUUUUGGGACACCAUCGUAUACCAGUUCCGUAACUCACACUGGUGCUACGAGUCAUGGCUCUUUAUCUUUAUCACAUUCAAGUUCAGCUUCAGGAUCAUCAUCACAUUCCAAUUCAUUUUCACAUUCCGCUUUUUCUAAAGGUUUUAGCUCUUCAGCCGACUCAAAUAAGUCUAAGGAUUCCGAUUUUGCUACAACUUCUAAAGGUUCUGACUCUUCCACAGAUUCAAAUAACUCAAAAGAUUAUGAUUCUACUAAGACUUCUCAGUGUUCAUUAUGUUCUGGGGCUUCUAAUUCCUUUGCAGGUUCUGGUUCAUCAUCAGCUUCUAGCGAUUCUAAGGGUUUUGGCUCAUCCUCAUAUUCCAAUUCUGCAACUCGAGCUGGUGCUAUAAGUCAUGGCUCUUCAACUUUCUCAUAUUUAAGUUCAGCUUUAGGAUCAUCCUCACAUUCUGCUUCUUCUAAAGGUUUUGGCUCUUCUGCGGAUUCUAACAAGUCUAAGAAUAUUGAUUCUGCUACGACUUCAAAAGGGAAUUCAAAAGGUUUUGACGCUUCUACAGGUUCAAAGGAUUUCGAUUAUACUAGGAUUUCUCAGUCUUCAUUAGGUUCUAGGGCUUCGAAUUCCUUUACAAGUUCUGGUUUAUCAUCAGCUUCUAGUGAUUCUAAGGGUUUUGGCUCAUCCUCACAUUCCAGUUCUGUAGCUCAAGCUGGUUCUACGAGUCAUGGCUCUUCAUCUUCCUCACAUUCAAGUUCAGCUUCAGGUUCAUCCUCACAUUUCCUUUAG